Messenger RNA from Condylura cristata (star-nosed mole), 738 nucleotides. RefSeq names its product keratin, type II cuticular Hb5-like. Gene Ontology annotation, molecular function: structural constituent of skin epidermis. Lineage: Eukaryota; Metazoa; Chordata; Mammalia; Eulipotyphla; Talpidae. Gene Ontology annotation, cellular component: keratin filament. Gene Ontology annotation, biological process: keratinization; intermediate filament organization. Bases 1 to 738 code for a protein of 245 amino acids. The record is from RefSeq and is a predicted model, not a curated record. The transcript is spliced from 6 exons.
AUGGCCUGCCUGCUCAAGGAGUACCAGGAGGUGAUGAACUCCAAGCUGGGCCUGGACAUCGAGAUCGCCACCUACAGGCGCCUGCUGGAGGGCGAGGAGAGCCGGUGUGCCCGGCGUGGGGUCCGACCCGGGUGUCCAUUCCAGGAGCCCUCUAUCCCGUCUGAACUCACAGAAUGUCCCUUUCACCCUCUGUCAGAACUCUGCACUCGCAACAAGUGUGAAGAGGGGAAGGCCACCAUGCAGGGCCUGAGGCAUAACAAGGAGGAGCUGAACAGGCUGAACCAGGCCAUCCAGCAGCUGACUAUGGAGUCCAGCCAGCUAGAGCAAGAGAAGGACCUGCCAGCCCUGCAGGAGGAGGGGACCUCAGACAAGGCCAAGGGCAAGCUGGCCUGGCUGGAGGCCGCCCUGCAGAAGGCCAAGCAGGACAUGGUGAGGCAGCUGCGUGAGUACCAGGAUCUGAUGAUCGUCAAGCUGGGCCUGGACUUUGAGAUAGCCACCUACCGCAAACUGCUGGAGGAGGAGGAAAACAGGCUCGGCCUGGGAUUUGGGGCAGGCUGCAGCACCCAGGGCGCCCCCCUCACCACCGUGCCGGGCUCAGCGUCCGGCCCCACCCGCCAGCUCGAGCCCGGCGCCGGCUCCGCGGGCCUGACCCCUGGCGCCCCCGGCGGCUGCUGCGCGCUCUGCGGCUCCCCUGUCUGCGGCGGGGACUUGGGUUGCGGCAGCUCCCAGGAAUGUUGA